Messenger RNA from Frieseomelitta varia, 1546 nucleotides. It is a transcript of the gene Nurf-38, whose product is annotated as inorganic pyrophosphatase. The record is from RefSeq and is a predicted model, not a curated record. Lineage: Eukaryota; Metazoa; Arthropoda; Insecta; Hymenoptera; Apidae. Gene Ontology annotation, molecular function: magnesium ion binding; inorganic diphosphate phosphatase activity. The transcript has 8 exons. Bases 59 to 1060 code for a protein of 333 amino acids. Gene Ontology annotation, cellular component: cytoplasm. Gene Ontology annotation, biological process: phosphate-containing compound metabolic process.
UAUUUGCUCGCGCAUUACGCGGAAAUCCUGCUACGUAAUAUCGACGUUAGAUGUCAGGAUGUCGUUGAUAACGUUGCACGUGUUACGUUGCCGAGGUUUAAAUAAGUUGGCUACUCCGAUCAGAUUGGCUGCGACCGGCACUCUACUAACAAACGUAAGACCGUGCUCUCUAUUUAAGAAAUACGUAAGAGAAAUGUCAUACACAACGAUUGAAAGAGGUGCACCAAACACCACCGAUUACAGGAUUUAUUUUAGAAAUGAUGCUGGCCCAAUUUCUCCCAUGCAUGACAUUCCACUUUAUGCUGAUGAAGCUAAUAAAAUACUAAAUAUGAUCGUUGAGAUACCAAGAUGGACAAAUGCAAAAAUGGAGAUCAAUCUUAAAGAAACAUUGAAUCCUAUUAAACAAGAUGUUAAAAAGGGCAAAUUGAGAUAUGUCGCCAAUUGCUUCCCUCAUCAUGGAUAUAUUUGGAAUUAUGGUGCUCUGCCACAAACAUGGGAAAAUCCUGAAGUAUUGGAUGAAGCUACUGGAUGCAAAGGAGAUAAUGAUCCCAUUGAUGUUCUUGAGAUAGGUUACAGGGUUGCCAAAAGAGGAGAGAUCUUGAAGGUAAAAGUUUUGGGUUGUGUUGCACUUAUUGAUGAAGGCGAAACAGAUUGGAAGAUUAUUGUUAUUGAUGUCAAUGACCCUUUGGCAGAGCAAAUGAAUGAUGUAUCUGAUAUUGAGAAGCAAUAUCCUGGUUUGAUGAAAGCUACCAUUGAAUGGUUCAAGAUUUAUAAAAUACCAGAUGGUAAACCAGAGAAUCAGUUUGCAUUUAAUGGAGAGGCAAAACCAAGAGACUUUGCUUGGCAUAUAGUCGAGGAAGUACAUCAACAUUGGCAGAAUCUCAUUAAACGAGAAGCUCCUGCAGGAGGAAUUGCAUGCACUAAUACGACAGUGGCAGGCAGUCCUUUCAAAACAACCACAAAAGCUGCUGAUGAAGUAAUAGAAAAAGCUCCAGAAGCAUCCGAGGCUCAGACAGUAGAUCCCAUUGUCGAUAAAUGGCAUUACGUGCAUCUUAAGUGAGAAUAAAGGGGUAUUUUUACAUCAAUAUAUCUAUUGAUGUCUACAACACAUGCUUGUUUUUAUGGCACACAAUGGAAUACCACGUAUUACCCCCACUUUCAUCAUAAGUUUUGAUACAUUCGAUAGUUAGUAUUUAAAUGCUAUUGCAUGUGCUUGCAGUAUCGAAACAAGCAACACAUUCGCGCAAUCAACUUGCACCUGUAUCUUAUUUAUUUUAAUAUAUUUGUGUUUGUUAAAUUGGAAAAUAUGUGUACAAAGUUUUGAAAAUCUGUAUCUUGAUUACGGAUCGAAACUUAUUACUGUACUGUAUGUAUGUAGACAUAACGGACAGUAGAAACUAAAUAUACUCUUAGUAAAGGUUGUGAUACAACUUUGUAUGGCCGGCUAUUCAAUAAUAGGGUAUUCUAGACCAAUAAAUCUAUUUUCCCAUACAAUUUAUUAUAUUACGGAUACAAUGUAAUACAAUAAAUUCAUUUGCGAUUUAAA